CGUGACUGAAGCUCGCUCUCUCUGCACUUCUUAGGCUGGCGCCUGCACUAUGGCACCACUGAGGAGGAGUGGGUCUAAAGCCACGGAAGGCAGCUCGUCGGCCGGGGUAGAGUUGGCAGAAUCGAGGCGCCUGGACAGUAUAAAGAAGAAUCGAGUCCAUCAUGAAUCCCAGAGGAAAUGGUUGAAAAUUUCAUUGUUGGGAUCAUCUGGUCUACUUGCCAGUCUUUUAUUGUGGAGCUUUUUGAAUGGUGAUGAUGGUGUUACUGAAGUUCUAGCUCAUCAUAAUGAAAUUCUACAGAACAGGUUUAUUGAGGUGAUUUGUUCAGAGGAUUAUGACAGUCACAAAAGAUUUGAAGGGUGUACACCUAGAAAAUGUGGCAGAGGCAUAACAGACAUAGUAAUCACCAGAGAAGAAGCUGAACAACUCCGUCGUGUAGCUGAGAAGGGAUUGUCCCUAGGAGGAUCUGAAGGAGGGGCUUCCAUCUUGGACUUACACUCUGGAGCACUUUCUUUUGGAAAACAUUUUGUAAAUCUGUACAGAUACUUUGGGGCAAAAAUCCAAGAUAUUUUUUCAGAAGAGGAUUUUCAGUUAUAUAGGGAUGUGAGACAAAAAAUUCAGCACACAAUUGGUCAAGCUUUUGAUAUCAACAUUUCAUCCAUGUAUCUGACAAAGCCUACCUUUUUCUCCCGGAUAAACAGCACAGAGGCCAAGACAACUCAUGAUGAAUAUUGGCAUCCUCAUAUUGAUAAGAUAACGUAUGGUUCCUUUGAUUAUACCUCAUUGCUGUAUCUCUCAGAUUACAUGAAAGAUUUUGGUGGAGGAAGAUUUGUGUUUAUGGAAGAAGGUGUUAACAAGACUGUAGAACCUAGAGCUGGUCGAGUCUCCUUCUUUACCUCUGGUUCAGAAAAUCUCCAUCGAGUAGAGAAGGUCCAUUGGGGUACUCGAUAUGCAAUCACUAUCUCUUUUACCUGCAAUCCUGACCAUGGCAUUGGGGAUCCAGCAGACCUUUAAGAGAAGGGUCCAAGGAAAUGUUAGCAGCAACUUUGUUGGAAUGGCACUGGAGAAUCAUCACCAUACAUACAAGUUGGAAGUAAUAAAAUGAUAAAUUUGAGUGAUAAAUCAGUCCCAUUUUAACACAUAUAUUAUUCAUAUAAAUAUAGUGUUUAACCUUCUGGGAUGGGUGGUGUGAACAUAAAAAAAUCACAACAAUUAACCUAUUAGACAGUACAGUUGAAGGAAUUAAUUUUUCAGAUUGUUUAUCCUGCCCAAUCUAAGUUAGAGAUAAAAUUUUAUUGCCUCACAUAUGAGCCUCUAAGUCAAUGAUGGUGUGCCAGAAAGGAGUCCUCUCUGUGGGCAUGCCUGUAGUCGUCCACCAGUUAGUUACUAGAAAGCCAGAGGGGCUCAGGGCAGAGUUCCUCUGUCCAUACACCUAAACAUUCUCACUUCCCUCACCCCUCUGCCCAACAGCCCAACAGGGAGUGCUUCUUCCUCCCCUGUCUGGGGUAAGGUGCUGGGGGUGGGAUGCAUAUGCUGUUUGAAGGUGUAGUACAGAUGGCAGUCUGUUGAGUCUGUGGUGAAGGUGAUUCCCUUGGUGGGGUUGGAGAGGAACUAGGUUUGAGGGGAGCAUAGCCCAUGGUGUGGUACAUUGCUGAAGGGGAGCAGAGUGUGUGAGCCAGUCUCCUCCCCCUCUCCACAUCACCCCCACCCCCGUCCAACCCAAUGGGAGUGCUUCCUUUCUCCCCUGCCUGGGGUAUGGUGGGGCUGGAGGAUAAAAGGGCUGGUGGUGGGGCAUGGAACUUGGCUGGGUGGUGGGGUCCAGCACUUCUCUAAAAGAUUUGCCAUCACUGCUCUAAAUAAACACAUUUAUGCAUAUGGGCCAAAAUAUAUCACAAUGUUGUCUUUGUACAGGUUUAUUUUGAUUACAAUAAUGGUAUUUUAUUUAACCUCUCUUAAGAUGAUAUUUAAUAGAUAAAAUUAACCAUGAGAAGAGAGAAAAGAAGACAUUUUUUAGAGAAACAGAUCUUUAUAAGGAGCUUGUAUUCAUGUGAUAGUAGAAGUGUAAGAUAAUAUACAAAAUUUGAGAGGUGAGUUUGUAGGUAGUGGUUGGGGACACCCUCUUUCAUAAAGAGGUUGUAUCAUUUGAAAUAUUUCAGAAUUUUAAAAAUUUAUCCAAUGAAAAGAACUGUAUUUUAAGGGCUGUUAAAAAUAGUAAAACUGCAAGUCAAAUGCAAACUGCCAACAAUGGUUACUUUACUUUGUAUUAACAAGAAGAAAAAUUUACUUUUUAGAUUCUAGUUGUAAUAGAGGGUAUUUUUUUCAGUUGGUAAAGAAUCAGGGAGGGAGAAUAGAGUACUCUCCCCCUCAAGGCAAGGCAAAGGAGAUAUCUCUGUUGUUAAAGUUGACCCAGGAGGAGGAGGGUUAGUCUGUUUUGUUUUCCCUUUAACCUUCCUUAAAUAUGGCCCCUCAUCUAGCCUGCCAGAUUAUUACCCUCUAUCACUUUGAGCAACAAAGUUCAGCAAGCCCCUCUUCUUAAAUGAAGAGAGGUCACUUCACUCCCAAUUCAGUUUGAGAUGUCCCUCACUCAAUCUUUAGACCAGUUAAUAAUAAAAUCAUAAGUUUAUUCUACUGAGAUAAUAAACAAGGUGGAGUGAGGAAAAAGGGCAUGAAUUGAGGUAAAGGAAAGAGGAAAAGAGGGGUCCCUCACUAUUUAAACCCAUUUCUCCCAAAGCUGGGGUGACUUGAGCUCAAAAGCCUCAAGAGCCUGAGGGGUUCAAGGUGAUGAACCCUGACUUUUAGCUCUGCCCAGCAGAAGCCUCAGUUCAGGAGAGGAGACUGUGAUUUCUUCUUGUGGACCUUUCUUCUUUCUCAAUCUUUGUUUUGGGGUGAUAAAUAUCAGGAGUGAGUGAAAAGAGAGAUUUAUUGGAGUCUGGACCCAGUCAAAGACUGUACCUUAUCCUUAGCUGUCUCAAAGCCAAAGACACAGGCACCAACUGUCUCAGAGCUAGAGAGCGAGUGUCUCAGAUUCAGAGUCCAACUGUCUCUCUGAAUUCCUUUCUCUCAGAAUUCCAAGAUCACUUCGCCCAUACCCCGUUCCUGUAGCUGUGAUCUUUGCAUCCAUUCCAGGCUCUUUGCAUGUCCAAAAACAGUCUCUGGAUUUCCUCCUCUUCCACAAUCAGAAAUAACAUUGAGAGUUUGUGUCUUACUCAAACAAAAAUAUUAUUUUACUUGAAAAUCCUCUUUACCUAUUCUUUACCAGUUUAGAUUACUUAGCAACGUACAGACCUCCUCAUUCCUCUCCCUUUACAUUUAGCCCACAUUAUUUAAUAUCAUAAAAAUAUAGACUAUUGAAGAAUUACUGUGUAAUUUUACAUUAAUAUUUGGGUGAGGAGAAGCUCAGGAUAUAGGAUAAGGUGGAAGGAAAUCUUAAUAUGAUGACGUGAAGAACUUUUGAAUAAAAUUACAUAUUUUAUCUCUUUUUCUUUUAUUUCUUCUAGUUCUUUACUUUUUAAAGAUUGUGGUUCAGUUGUUUUAGUCAUAUCUGACUCUAUGAACCCAUCUGAGAUUUUCUUGGCAAAGAUAUUGGAAUGGCUUGGCAUCUCUCCAGCUUAUUUUAUAAAUGAGUAAACUGAAGCAAACAGGGUUAAGUGACUGGCUCUAGUCCUACAGCUAGUAAGUGUCUGAGUCCAGAUUUCAGCUCAGGAAGAUAAGUCUUGCUGACUCCAGGGCUGGGCCUCUAUUCACUGUAUACCACCUAACUCCCCUUUUAAAGACUAUCUCUACAGUAAACACUUUGCAUCUUGUCCCUAAUGUGAAUUUACAUUGAAGGAACAGAAAGAGUGACAAGAAUUUCACUUUGUUUUAUGUUUAACUUACACAAAUUUUUGACCUUUUAAAUUAUUUGAAAGAUUAAAAUCUCACUGGUAAACUGUUUUGUAUACUUUACUGAUUGCUUUAUGGGGAACCAUGGAUAUUUGCUGUGUCUGAGAAAAGUAAUAAAUGCAUUUUAUUAUAUUUUUGCCUAUAAA
Messenger RNA from Monodelphis domestica (gray short-tailed opossum), 4026 nucleotides. RefSeq names its product 2-oxoglutarate and iron dependent oxygenase domain containing 3 (gene OGFOD3). Gene Ontology annotation, cellular component: membrane. The record is from RefSeq and is a predicted model, not a curated record. Gene Ontology annotation, molecular function: L-ascorbic acid binding; iron ion binding; oxidoreductase activity, acting on paired donors, with incorporation or reduction of molecular oxygen. NCBI's taxonomy places the organism in Eukaryota, Metazoa, Chordata, Mammalia, Didelphimorphia, Didelphidae.